GGCGCUGCCGGGUGUCGGGGUGCAAUGCCGGGUGUCGGGGGGCGCUGCCGGGGGCGGGGGGUCCAGCCGGAGGAGGCCGCAGUUCCGCCCGGCGCCGCCCCCGGCUGGGCGGGGAUUGGCCGCGCCGGGCGCUGCCGGAGCCGGUGCGAGCGGCCCCGGGGCUGCAGCGGCCCCAGCGGGGGUCCCGGCCCCCGGCCCCCCGCCCGCCAUGCCCGCCGGCAGCAACGAGCCCGACGGGAUCCUCAGCUACCAGUCGCACCAAAGCUUCCCAGGGAAGAGUUUGCUGCUGCGCUGAGGCAGGUAAACCGAGGCAGGGCGCUCGGAAAUUCCUCUGUCUCCUGCUGGGACACAAAGAGAGAUAUGGCAGCAGAGGCGUAACCUGGAGAAGUUUUCUGGAGAUGGACGUGCUGGCCUUGUGGCUUCGCUGCAGCAUCCGCGCGCGCUGCUGCCCACCCGGGGGCGGGAGAAUUUGCUUUUCUAUUAAAUCCUUAACUCCUCCAGCAAUUUCCUCCUUGAAGUGUCCACUCCGAGUCCAUUCGAGUGGCUUGAGCGGGGACACUUCCCUUGGUGACGUCUCCGUGCGGGGGUUGCCGCGGUUUCGGGGAUCUGCGGUGGCGAUGGGGUGCUCGGAGCACCUUUCCGGAGCCGCCCGCUUGUCCUGUUUCUCUUGUUUUUCACGCCUGGAGCUUUAAUACUAAAUAAUCAAAAAGCAGCGGGACCGGGUUUGGCCGUGGCCGGGAUUCUCACCCGUGCGGCCCCGGUGUCGCCUUCCCUCGCCGCGUUGGUUUGCGCCCCGUGUCGUCUUUAGGGCAAACCGGGCUGUUAGGUGGAGGAAGAUCGUUAGAGCAAACGAAUUCAUGGGGUGGAAAUGAUGGAUUAGCUCAGCUUGGAAAAUAACAUACGGUGGAGCUGGAGACAGCGGGGGGAGCGAGGGGAGGGAAAAAUGUCGCCUAUCUGGACAUUUCCGUGCCGGGCAAGGGGGUUUUGAAGCACCAAAGGGCCGUGGCAAAGCCAGACUUACCCGAAACGCCGUGCAGGAAACGUUGGUGACAGCCAGCGCUGCCCCAAAAUGUGUGUUUCCCAGCGCUUUGCACCUUGGUUGUGUUUCACCACCGGUGCUUUUCAGCACACCCAAAUGGCUCCUGUGCCCCUGGCCCGGGCAGGAUGUGGCGCUGACCCCCUGUUUCUCUAUUCCGGGGGUUUUUUCCUCAAAACGGAGCCGUUUCUGCCCCGUGCACCGAGUGUUGGGAGCGGUGAGACCGUUGGGCUGCGUGGCGUUAAGUAACGGCCGUGCCGUGCCCAAGGUUCCGAGUCGGUUGGGUUUUGUGUACCCGGAGCCGGUGGCACCGGGCGCUGCUGCGCUCGCCGGGGCUGCCGGGUGCCCGGGGGGGUGUGUCCCCCCCGACUGAGCCAGAGCUUCAGUUGUCCCCAAAAAUCUGGUGACCGACGUGAGGAUGCGGCGGUGGAGUCACAGAGUGACCCUUCUGGAGGAGCUACAGAGGCCCGACGAAGAGGCCGUGAUCGACCAGGGGAGAACCAGCAACGUGGUCAAUAUCCACUAUGAGAAGGAGGAGCUGGAGGGUCACCGGACCCUGUACGUGGGCGUGCGGAUGCCGCUGGUGCGGCAGAGCCACCGGCACCACCGGCCCCACAGCCAGAAGCAUCGGAGACGGGAGCGGGAGAAGGAGCCGGGCCCGGCAGGGCAGGACCGCCAGUACACCCCGUCCCAGCGGGUCCAGUUCAUCCUGGGGACCGAGGAGGAUGAGGAGCACGUUCCCCACGACCUGUUCACCCAGCUGGAUGAGAUCUGCCUGAAGGGGGAUGAGGAUGCCGAGUGGAAGGAGACGGCGCGGUGGCUGAAGUUCGAGGAGGACGUGGAGGACGGUGGCGAGCGCUGGAGCAAGCCCUACGUGGCCACGCUGUCCCUGCACAGCCUCUUCGAGCUGCGGAGCUGCAUCCUCAACGGGACGGUGCUGCUGGACAUCUGUGCCAACAGCAUCGAGGAGAUCGCAGACAUGAUCCUGACCCAGCAAGAACCGUCCGCAGACUUCGACCAGCGCACGCGGGCCAAGGUCCGUGAAGUCCUUCUGAAGAAGCAUCACCACCAGAACGAGAAGAAGAGGAACAACCUCCUCCCCAUCGUCCGCUCCUUUGCCGACGUGAGCAAGAGGCAGCCGGACCUGCACGUCCUCGACAAGCCAGCCCAAACACUCACCCCUCAUCCUUCUCCCAGCGCGGAAGCUAAAAAUGGGCUGAACCACGAGCCCAUCACGAUGGAUUUGAGCAAGGCGGAGCUGCACUUCAUGAAGAAGAUCCCCACUGGGGCUGAAGCGUCCAACGUGCUGGUGGGAGAGCUGGCUUUCCUCCAGCAGCCCGUGGUGGCCUUCGUGCGCCUGACGCCCGCUGUGCUGCUCCCGGCCAUGACCGAAGUCCCCGUCCCAACGAGGUUCCUGUUUGUUUUGCUCGGACCGGGGGGAAAAGCCCAUCGGUACCACGAGAUCGGCAGGUCCAUGGCCACGAUCAUGACAGACGAGGUUUUCCACGACGUUGCCUACAAAGCCAAGGACCGGGCGGACCUGGUGGCCGGGAUUGAUGAGUUCCUGGACCAGGUGACGGUUCUGCCCCCGGGAGAGUGGGACCCGUCCAUCCGCAUCGAGCCCCCCAAAAACCUCCCGUCGCAGGAAAAAAGGAAGAUGCGGGGAGUGCUCGGUGACAGCGACUCUCACAGCAAGCCGGAGAAGCACAGCGGCCCCGAGCUGGAGCGGACGGGAAGGCUCUUUGGAGGGUUGAUCCUGGACGUGAAGCGCAAAGCCCCGUGGUUCUGGAGCGACUUUCGGGACGGGCUGAGCCUGCAGUGCCUGGCGUCCUUCCUCUUCCUCUACUGCGCCUGCAUGUCGCCUGUCAUCACCUUCGGGGGGCUGCUGGGGGAGGCCACCAACGGCCACAUAAGCGCCAUGGAGUCGCUGCUGGGCGCGUCCAUGACCGGCGUCGUCUAUUCGCUCUUCGCCGGCCAACCCCUCACCAUCCUCGGCAGCACCGGCCCCGUCCUCGUCUUCGAGAAGAUCCUCUACAAGUUCUGCAAGGAGUACGCGCUGUCCUACCUGUCGCUGCGGGCGUGCAUCGGGCUCUGGACCGCCUUCUUCUGCGUGGUGCUGGUGGCCACGGACGCCAGCUGCCUGGUGUGCUACAUCACCCGCUUCACCGAGGAGGCCUUCGCCGCCCUCAUCUGCAUGAUCUUCAUAUACGAGUCCCUGGAGAAGCUGGUCCGCCUGGGCGAGGCCUUCCCGGUGCACAAGCACAGCAAGCUCAACUUCCUCACCCUCUACUACUGCAGGUGCUCGCCGCCAACCAUCACCAACGAAACGCUGCGUUACUGGGAGAGCAUCCGCAUCAACGCGUCCAGGGUCCCCUGGGAGAAGCUCACGGUGGCUGACUGUCGGUAUUUGCGUGGAGAGUUUUACGGAACCUCCUGUGGACACAAUGGCCCCUACGCGCCCAACGUCCUCUUCUGGUGCUGCAUCCUCUUCUUCUCCACCUUCAUCCUGUCGGGCUUAUUGAAGAAGUUUAAAACCAGCCGUUACUUCCCGACCAGGAUCCGGUCCACAAUAAGCGACUUUGCUGUUUUCCUGACCAUCGUCAUCAUGGUGCUCAUCGACUUCUCGAUGGGGAUCCCAUCACCAAAGCUCCACGUCCCCUCCGUGUUCAAGCCAACUAGAGACGACCGCGGGUGGAUCAUCAACCCCUUGGGACCCAACCCAUGGUGGACGGUGUUGGCCGCGUUCGUCCCUGCUCUGCUCUGCACCAUCUUGGUCUUCAUGGACCAGCAGAUCACGGCCGUCAUCAUCAACAGGAAGGAGCACAAGCUGAAGAAAGGCUGCGGGUACCACCUGGACCUGUUCAUGGUGGCGGUGAUGCUGGGCGUGUGCUCCGUCAUGGGGCUGCCCUGGUUCGUGGCCGCCACCGUCCUCUCCAUCACCCACGUCAACAGCCUCAAAGUGGAGUCGGACAGCUCGGCGCCGGGGGAACAGCCCAAAUUUUUGGGGAUCCGAGAGCAGAGAGUCACCGGCUUGAUGAUCUUUGUGCUCAUGGGCUGCUCCGUCUUCCUCACUUCGAUUUUAAAGUAUAUACCGAUGCCUGUGCUUUACGGCGUCUUUCUCUACAUGGGGGUGUCAUCGCUCAAAGGGAUUCAGUUCUUCGACCGGCUGAAGCUGUUUGGGAUGCCGGCCAAGCACCAGCCGGACUUCAUCUACCUGCGGCACGUGCCCCUGCGCAAGGUGCAUCUGUUCACGCUGAUCCAGCUGCUCUGCCUGGUCCUGCUCUGGGUCAUCAAGGUGUCCCGCGCCGCCAUCGUCUUCCCCAUGAUGGUCCUGGCGCUCGUUUUUGUGCGGAAGAUGAUGGACGUCUGCUUCUCCAAGCGGGAGCUCAGCUUUCUGGACGACCUGAUGCCGGAGAGCAAGAAGAAGAAGCUGGACGAUGCCAAAAAGGAAGCCAAAGAGGAGGAGGAGUCCCAGAAGAUGAUGGAAGCUGCUGCCGCCAGUUCCGUUCAGCUGAAGCUGCGCAAGAACAACGUCUCGGCUCCCCCCCAGCAAAGCAGCCACAGGGCUGACCCUUCCGAGAUUAAUAUCUCGGAUGAGAUGUCGAAAACCACCGUGUGGAAGGCCCUGACCAUGGACUCGGGCACGGUCUGAAGCGGGGAGGAAGAGUUUCCAUAUUUAGGAAUUUUUGGCUUUGAAGGAGUGAGAAGGUGACUCAGGGAUGUGCCAAACGCAGACACGGGGAGAAGCCCCUUUCUUCUGUCUUUUGUUCCUUUCUUUCCGUUUGGAGGAUUCGCACUGAUGCCACGCGGCUGUGUUUGGGUGUGUUUGGGUGUGUUUGGGUGUGUCCGGGUGUGUCCGGGUGUUUUUGGUCCCUCCGGCUGUCUUUGGGCCCCGCACACCGAGGGCCGUUCCGAGGUUCCGUGAGGCGCCGCGGCCGCUUUCCCGUUCAGCGCUGCUUUUAAACACCGAAUUCCUCUUCUCUUUUCUUUCUUUUCGAAAUAUAAAGUCUGAAUGUACAAAGUAAUUCUGUUACAUUUGAUGCAUUCUCUGCUUUCCUCAUCACCACCCGGGUUUCGGUCUGUUUGGGGUCCUGCCUUUGAUUCACUCUUAUGUCCCGUAUUGUGUCAGAACACCCGAGCGGUUGGUGGAAAAUGGAAAGCACUUUGCUCCCUUUGAAGCUUCGUGUUCGCUGUUUCCAGAGCUAGAAUUCUUUCAUUAUCGUUUGUUGGUUUAAUUAAGCGAUAGCUGAGGUCUCGCUUAACAACGUGACUCUGGGCCACCUCAAAAAGCAGCCGUAACCCCCAGGGUGGCCGUGAAACCCCCGCGUCCACCAUCAACCCGUAUUUGGGGUGUUUCAGAGGUACGGUACACGACGGGGAGAACCCUCCCCGGGGUGUUCCUGGAGCCGCGUUGGGACUAAACCCGCUCUCCUUGGUGACCCGCGCUGCUCCGGUCGGCACAAAACCCCUUCCCGGCCCCGCGGGGCCAGGUCUGGGUGGUUUUCCUCAUUUUUGGUGCCUUAAACCAGCUCCCGAGUCUCCCGUGGGCCCUUCAGAAGACGUUUCCCAAAACCCAACGCGUGGAGAUCCCUGAGGGAGGGGGACAAAGAUGUGAAAUGUCGUAAUUAAGGUGCUGGCGCGUUUUUAUGUUAAUUAUUAUUUUAUUUCCCCCCCAGUGCGCUGCAGGUAGAAAUACAGAGAUUAUUUUCAUUUUGGAGAUGCCGAGAUGUAUUUAUUUUAUUGUAAGAGAUGAUCUAGUUUGGAAACGCUCCGUGUUGUAAAUAAAGUGGUGGGAGGGGGAGAAUCCACCAGGAGAGUUUGUUAUUUGUGACAUUGAAUCUCUGUGUGUUUGGGGCUGUGGGGUCUCGUGUGCUGUGGUUGGUUGGUUUGUUCUACGUGUGUUUCGGGUUGUGGGGUGUCUCGUGUGCUGUGGUUGGUUUGUUCUAUGUGUGUUUUGGGUUUUCUGUUCAAUUUUGGGUUCGUUCUGUGGAACCUGAUGUCUCCGUCUCGUGGUCCCGUCUGUUGCUGUUCCCCGGUGGGUUCCACCCCCAGUGUCCGUCUUUGCUUUGUCUCUUCUCGCCCAUUGAACAUAAUGGGAAAAUAACACAAUAAAAGUCUCAUUUGUCUGGC
Columba livia (rock pigeon) is the source of this 6166-nucleotide messenger RNA. It is a transcript of the gene SLC4A8, whose product is annotated as solute carrier family 4 member 8. Gene Ontology annotation, molecular function: monoatomic anion transmembrane transporter activity; solute:inorganic anion antiporter activity; sodium:bicarbonate symporter activity. Gene Ontology annotation, cellular component: plasma membrane. Gene Ontology annotation, biological process: bicarbonate transport; regulation of intracellular pH; transmembrane transport. The record is from RefSeq and is a predicted model, not a curated record. The transcript has 26 exons. Bases 1455 to 4688 code for a protein of 1077 amino acids. Lineage: Eukaryota; Metazoa; Chordata; Aves; Columbiformes; Columbidae.